Messenger RNA from Populus nigra (black poplar), 1265 nucleotides. Its product is annotated as EID1-like F-box protein 2. Gene Ontology annotation, molecular function: protein binding. NCBI's taxonomy places the organism in Eukaryota, Viridiplantae, Streptophyta, Magnoliopsida, Malpighiales, Salicaceae. The transcript is spliced from 4 exons. The coding region runs from base 210 to 956 and encodes 248 amino acids. The record is from RefSeq and is a predicted model, not a curated record.
UAAAACUAUUUUCUUCUCCUAUAUGCAGCCUCAAGAAAGCCGUCUGCUCUAUCUGUCUCGCUCCAAUCUCUGCAUUUCCUUUACUCUCCAUACUCCUCUCUCUGGAGUGCGUUAUUUCUCACUUUGGACCGAAAUACGACUCAAGGUGUUUAUGUGCAUGGUUUUUGAGGGUAUGAGAAGAGGAUACUUGUUUUGCUGAGGUGGAGACAAUGAUUUUAACAAAGCAAUAUCGUUGCGUACACUCCUCCAGCUGUCAAUGCAUAAAAGGGCAUCUAAGUGAAGAUGUGAUUUUUUUAGUGUUUCAACAGCUGAACUGGAACCCUAAGUUGAUUGCUACUCUGUCGUGUGUAUGCAAAUGGUUUGAUGAUUUUGCCAAGCGAGUAUUGUGGAAGGCAUUUUGCCGAGCAAGGGCUCCAAAGAUGAUGCUUGAUCUGCAGUCCAGUGGAAGUCACAGCGUUGAUGGGAAUUGGAGGGCACUUGGGAAGCUGCUUAUUUACUGCUCAGGAUGUACCAAGGGUGGCCUGUUUAAUAAUGUUCACAUUCCUGGUCAUUUUGUUUAUAGGACUCGGUUUUCUAGGACGUCAGGGAAGAGCUUUCUUUUGCCACAGUGCAGGACAGAUGUAUUGUAUGUGUCUGACCCCUGUGAACAUCUUGACCAAGGGGAUGAAGGGGAUGUAGGAUUUUUCCGAGGAAUUUUUAAGUCAUUCUCAAUGUCAAAGGUCCGGAAAAUGCUGAUUAAAAGGGGGGCCCAGCUUCACCCAACCGAGGUGUGUCCUUAUUGUAAAGCGAAGUUGUGGAGCAUGCAGCAAGCUGAAAUGAUUCCACAGAGUGCCAGCUGCAGACUGGGUGCCUAUGACGACUGCAUUGAAUAUUAUGUGUGCCUCAAUGGACAUGUUCUUGGAAUAUGCACUCUCUUACCAUUGUCAGAUUCCGAGGAGGUUUCUGAGCUGGAGUGAGUCAGAGUACAUGCAGGCUUGGAUUGUUUCUUGUGGACUGAGCAAAUGUGGAAGAGAAGGGAUAGGCUACCCUAUAUUGCCCUGAAGCUGUAACCAACCCUCACAAUCUCUUCUAGACUUCAACAACAUUGCUUCCUGUUCCUGCCCAGGUCACUUGUUUCAUAGAGAAGGGCUGGAGGCUGUUGCUGACGAGCUUUAAUCAUCUGUUACUUACUGUGAGCGUGUAAUACUGUGUGCUUUUUAUGUAUGCCCAUAUUUGUACUUUCAUGGCAGAUUGGUAACUGCAAUAAUUCAGACCCCUGUUGUCUA